UGAUUUGUUUGGUUGGUUUUCGGCGUUAUUAAUUGAAAAUAAACAUAAUAUUCAGUGUGCCGAUAAUAAUCUUAAUAUAGAAUAGGGCAAAAGUAAUAAAGUAACGUCAUUAGGUUAACAAGCGGAGAUAAAGUUGUAAAAUGCCUUACGCCAAUCAACCCUCAGUGCAGAUCACAGAGUUGACGGACGACAAUGUAAAAUUUGUUGUUGAAGACACAGAACUAAGCGUGGCAAAUAGUAUGCGACGUGUGUUUAUCGCCGAGACGCCGACAAUGGCCAUUGACUGGGUACAAUUGGAAGCCAACUCCACUGUUCUUAGUGACGAGUUUCUCGCGCACCGCAUUGGCCUAAUUCCACUCAUAUCCGACGAUGUAGUGGACAAAAUCCGUUAUUCAAGAGAUUGUAUGUGUGCCGACUUCUGUUCCGAGUGCAGUGUGGAAUUCACAUUAGAUGUGAAAUGUACAGACGACCAAACAAGACACGUGACCACUGCGGAUUUAAAGUCAAGCGAUCCACGCGUUGUGCCAGUGACUUCGCGACAUCGGGAUGAGGAUCAGGCUGACUAUGGGGAAGCUGAUGAGAUCCUGAUUAUUAAACUUCGUAAGGGACAGGAACUAAAGUUACGUGCUUAUGCUAAAAAAGGAUUUGGUAAGGAACAUGCAAAAUGGAAUCCAACAGCUGGUGUGUGCUUUGAGUACGACCCUGACAACGUCAUGAGACAUACUUUGUAUCCUAAGCCAGACGAGUGGCCAAAAAGUGAGCAUACAGAAUUAGACGACGAUCAAUAUGAAGCUGAGUUUAACUGGGAAGCAAAACCGAACAAAUUCUUCUACAAUGUAGAGUCCUCAGGGGCUCUCAAACCAGAAAACAUAGUUCUAAUGGGUAUAGUAGUCCUGAAAAACAAAUUGUUGAAUUUACAAGUUCAACUUGCACAGGAAGCUCAGAAUGAUGCUCUUGCUAUCAAUUAAUUAACUUUUCUCAAUUG
Molecule: messenger RNA, 985 nt
Organism: Hyposmocoma kahamanoa
Lineage: Eukaryota; Metazoa; Arthropoda; Insecta; Lepidoptera; Cosmopterigidae
Gene: RpII33
Product: DNA-directed RNA polymerase II subunit RPB3
Exons: 1
Coding region: 141-968 (275 amino acids)
Biological process (GO): DNA-templated transcription
Cellular component (GO): RNA polymerase II, core complex
Molecular function (GO): DNA-directed RNA polymerase activity; DNA binding; protein dimerization activity
Source: RefSeq, a predicted model, not a curated record